Molecule: messenger RNA, 923 nt
Organism: Polyodon spathula (Mississippi paddlefish)
Lineage: Eukaryota; Metazoa; Chordata; Actinopteri; Acipenseriformes; Polyodontidae
Gene: cenps
Product: centromere protein S
Exons: 5
Coding region: 91-510 (139 amino acids)
Biological process (GO): resolution of meiotic recombination intermediates; replication fork processing
Cellular component (GO): Fanconi anaemia nuclear complex; FANCM-MHF complex
Molecular function (GO): protein heterodimerization activity; chromatin binding
Source: RefSeq, a predicted model, not a curated record
GGAAAGUUGAGCAGGAAUUAACGCGGGGGGGAAAAAGAAAUACUCUUAUUUACAAAUAAUUAAAUGCUAGUGCCAAAAACCUGAAUAGUAAUGGAAGACACAGAUGAGCAGAGGAAUUUUACUCGGACUCAGAGGCUGAAAGCUGCUGUCCACUACACUACUGGCCUCUUGUGCCAAGAAGUGGCAGAAGACAAAGACAUGGAAUUCAGCAAGCAAACCAUAGCAGCCAUUGCGGAAACUACAUUCAGACAGUGUGAGAUUUUUGCCAGAGACCUUGAAGCAUUUGCAAGGCAUGCAAAGAGAACCACAGUAAAUGCUGAAGAUGUGAAACUCACUGCCAGGAGAAGCAACGCUUUGUUCAGUUUUAUCACGCAAAGGAGCGAGGAACUGGUUUCCAGUAACCAAGAACAGAAGGAGAAAAGAAAGAAGGCUGGUGGGAAAGCAAAAAAAAAGAGUGAUGCUCCAUUGGAGUCUGGAAUGGAUGAACGUGAGGACUCCAAUAUGGCUUAAAACCUCUCUGGUAUAGGGUAAUACCCAACACAGUGGGCAGUGCCUGCAUUAUGACUGUCAUCAACUAUCUGAACCCAAUGUUCCAGCAUUUAGCAGAGGAGACAGUAUCUCAUGUCAUCUGCAAAGGGUAUUAUUGAUAGUAUAAACUGAAAAUAUGAACAUAACAGAACAUGUAUUUGAUAACAUUAGGGUGAUUUGAAAGCAACCUUAUUUCAAGAUUCUAAGCUUGGUAGAGUGUCUUUGUGAUAAAAUGACCACUGAACACAUGAUCUGACAUUUAACAAACAUUUUGCAUAUUAAUUCAUUAAUGCAGAUAGUACUGAGCAUAUGCUUUCCAUGGAUAACGUCAGUACGAAAAGAAAAUUGGAAUUGCAGAAUGGAAAAAUAUUUGCACCGCAUUUUGUAAAUAAUUG